CCCCGCCAUGUCCGCCGCGCCGCUGCGCUCGCCCCCGCGGGCCCCGGGCGCGAAGAAGGACGAGUCCCUCCUGGGCAGGCUGGGCGGCACGCUGGCGAGGAAGAAGAAGGCCCGCGAGGUGACUGACCUGCAGGAAGAAGGCAAAAAUGCCAUCAACUCGCCGCUGUUCCCUGCGCUGGUGGACAUUCACCCUGAGGACACCCUGCUCGAGGAGAAUGAGGAACGGACGAUGAUCGACCCCACUUCCAAGGAAAACCCCAAAUUCAAGGAGCUGAUCAAGGUGCUCAUCGACUGGGUCAACGACGUGCUGGUGGAGGAGCGGAUCAUCGUGAAGCAGCUGGAGGAGGACCUGUACGACGGGCAGGUGCUGCAGAAGCUCCUGGAAAAGCUGGGGGGCUGCAAGCUGAAUGUGGCCGAGGUGACACAGUCCGAGGUCGGGCAGAAGCAGAAGCUGCAGACGGUGCUGGAGGCCGUGCGGGACCUGCUGCGCUCCCACAGCUGGGCGCCCCAGUGGACCGUGGACUCGAUCCACGCGAAGAACCUGGUGGCCAUCCUGCACCUGCUGGUGGCGCUGGCCACGCACUUCCGGGCCCCCAUCCGCCUGCCCGAGCACGUGUCCGUGCAGGUGGUGGUCGUGCGGAAGCGGGAAGGCCUGCUGCAUUCCAGCCACGUCACGGAGGAGCUGACCACCACCACCGAGAUGAUGGUGGGUCGGUUUGAGCGGGACGCCUUCGACACCCUCUUCGACCACGCCCCGGACAAGCUCAGCGUGGUGAAGAAGUCUCUCAUCACCUUUGUGAACAAGCACCUGAACAAGCUGAAUUUGGAGGUGACAGAACUGGAGGCCCAGUUUGCAGAUGGCGUGUACCUGGUCCUGCUCAUGGGCCUCCUGGAAGACUACUUCGUCCCGCUGCAUAACUUCUACCUGACCCCUGACAGCUUCGACCAGAAGGUCCACAACGUGUCCUUUGCCUUCGAGCUGAUGCUGGACGGGGGCCUCAAGAAACCCAAGGCUCGCCCCGAAGACGUGGUGAACCUCGACCUCAAAUCCACCCUGCGGGUUCUCUACAACCUGUUCACCAAAUACAAGAACAUGGAGUGACCAGGAGCCGCCGGGGAACCGGCACUCUGGCGGGCGUGACUGCACCUGAGCCCAGGGAGGUGCUGCUCCCCGCCGAGCCCACCCCGCCGGCCCCACCCUCCCCUCUUGUCUGGCUGUUGCUCUGCACCUCCUCUUUGCGCAGUUCGGGGGUGGGUGGGGUCUCGGGAACGCAGGCUCUGGCCCUGGCGCUGUGGGAGGCUGACGGGGGUCAGCGCCAGCCGCGCCUUGGGAGGGCCUGGUGGGGCCUGGCCGGCACCUGCCUCCCCAGCCUCCCUCCCCAGCUGCUCUGCCCUGGCGGGGUGUCCUGGGAAAUGAGGUCUUUUAAAUAAAGUGUUUUGCAGU
Talpa occidentalis (Iberian mole) is the source of this 1444-nucleotide messenger RNA. It is a transcript of the gene PARVB, whose product is annotated as parvin beta. Gene Ontology annotation, molecular function: actin binding. NCBI's taxonomy places the organism in Eukaryota, Metazoa, Chordata, Mammalia, Eulipotyphla, Talpidae. Bases 8 to 1102 code for a protein of 364 amino acids. The record is from RefSeq and is a predicted model, not a curated record. The transcript is spliced from 13 exons. Gene Ontology annotation, cellular component: lamellipodium; actin cytoskeleton; focal adhesion. Gene Ontology annotation, biological process: substrate adhesion-dependent cell spreading; actin cytoskeleton organization; establishment or maintenance of cell polarity.